AUCUCAAAAACCGACAGCCUGGGAAGGAAAAGAAAGUCACGGACUACACCAAGCUUUUCUUCUCUUCAGUUCCCCUAUAAAUAACAGUCUUUCCCUAGCUUAGCUCCUCCACUCCAAACUCGAUAGCAAUCGACUUAAAACUACUCGAUCUCAGAGACCAAAAAUGGAGAGAGUGAAGAUUCUGGCACUUAUAGUGGCAGUCGUAAUGGUUAUGGCUAUUGCUGUAACUGAUGCUCAAGGCAUAUGCAACAUGCCAGCUUCAGGUUUGAUGGCAUGCAAACCAGCUGUGACCCCUCCCAACCCUCCUCCGCCGACGUCGACCUGUUGCUCCUCUCUCUCCCACGCUGACAUGCGCUGCCUUUGCUCCUACAAGAACUCCAAGCUGUUGCCUUCCCUUGGUAUUGAUCCCAACCUUGCCAUGCAACUCCCUAGCUUGUGCAAGCUUCCUAAUCCUGCAAAGUGCUAAAGCCUUGUGUCAAUAUUUGGUCUACAUAUCAACCAAAUGAUUGCGGGACCAAAUAUAAGAAAAAAAAAAUUCUGCUUCACGUAAUUGUACUGAACUUUGGGCUUUACUUCUCUUUCGUUUUCCCUUUCCAUUGAUCCUAUAUGCUUUUUUCAGUCUUUAUUUUUUAUGUGCUGCGUGCUUUCAUUGGUAUCAUGUAAUCAUGUACGUGUUGUGUGAUUUCUUAUGAAUAAUCUUAUAUAUGUGUUGCUAUAUAA
This is a messenger RNA of Durio zibethinus, 720 nucleotides long. NCBI's taxonomy places the organism in Eukaryota, Viridiplantae, Streptophyta, Magnoliopsida, Malvales, Malvaceae. The record is from RefSeq and is a predicted model, not a curated record.